Molecule: messenger RNA, 1714 nt
Organism: Scomber scombrus (Atlantic mackerel)
Lineage: Eukaryota; Metazoa; Chordata; Actinopteri; Scombriformes; Scombridae
Product: E3 ubiquitin/ISG15 ligase TRIM25-like
Exons: 7
Coding region: 1-1710 (569 amino acids)
Molecular function (GO): zinc ion binding; protein binding
Source: RefSeq, a predicted model, not a curated record
AUGGCAGCGACAACUAUUUCUAUUGAACAAGACCAAUUUUGUUGUUCGGUGUGUCUGGAGGUUUUGACAGACCCUGUUACGAUCCCCUGUGGACACAGUUACUGUCUGGACUGCAUUGAAGACUACUGGAACAGGCCCAAGCAGAAAGGCCAGUACAGCUGCCCUCAGUGCAGGCAGGUGUUCAACCCCAGACCUCUGCUGAGUAGGAACACCGUUCUGGGUGAAGUGGUGGAAAAGUUUCAGCAGACCGGAUUUCAAGAUGCAGCUCAACACCAACCAACCAAACCUGGGGAUGUGAAAUGCAGCGUCUGCACAAGGAGAAAAAGCAAAGCGGUUAAAUCUUGCCUUGUGUGCUCAGAGUCUUACUGUGGGACUCACUUGAGACUCCAUGAAGAACAUUUUCAUGGGAAGGCCCAUAAAUUAAUUCCAGCAGCUCUCGAUCAGCUGAGAGAGAAGUUGUGCCCGCAACAUGACAAGUUACUGAGAGGUUACUGUCGCACUGACCAGCAAGGUGUUUGUUCCCAGUGUGUUAAAGACAGACACAAGAGCCAUGAUGUGGUGGCAGCAGAGGACGAAAGAGCAGCACAACAGAAAAAACUCCAGGAAAGCUCUUUGAAGUCUGUGCAGAAAUUGAAGGACUCAGAGAGGGAACUUAGAUACAUUGUCAGGUACAUCAAGCACUCUACAGAGGCAGUGGUGGAGGAGAGUGAGAGGAUUUUCUCCAAGCUGAUCCGCUCCAUAGAGAAACAAAGCUGCGAGGUGAAGGAGCUGAUCAGAGUCCAGGAGAGGGCGGCUGUCAGUCAGGCUGAGGAGCUGCUGGAGAAAAUACAGAAGGAGAUAACUGAGCUCAGGAGGAGUGAUGCUGAGCUGGAGAAGCUCUCUCACACUGAGGACCACCUUCAUUUCCUUCAGAAGUGCAAGUCUCUUCACUUCCCUGCAAAGACGGUGGCGAUGCCGAGCACUGAUACACUUCAAUAUAUGAUGUACAAAAGCAUGAGAAGAGCUCUGGCUGAUCUGAAGGACACUUUGGAUGAAACACUUGAAAGAGACUACAACAGGAUCUCAGAUAAAGUGAUUUCACUGAAGGAAACCAACAGUCAAAAUACUUCUGAAAAGGCUAAAGUAAAAGAUACGAACAUACCCUACAACUCAGAACCAAAGACGAGAGCUGAUUAUCUUCACUAUUACCACGACAUAAUCCUGGACCCCAACACAGCCAACCCAUAUCUGUGCUUCUCUGACAGUCGAAGAGGUGUGACCACAAUUGCAGAGCCACAGUCGUACCCGGACCACCCCGAUCGCUUCACCAGCUGGGCCCAGGUGCUGUGUCGAGCUGGGAUGGCUGGACGCUGCUACUGGGAGGUAGAGUGGACUGGUAACGGUGGUGUUUCUAUUGGUAUCUGCUACAAAAACAUGAGCAGGAGCGGAGGAGGGAGUGACAGCAAGCUUGGACACAACUCCAAAUCCUGGAGUCUGGACUGCUCUUACUCAGUCUGCUCAUUUCAGCACAACAAGCAGAGUGCGACUGUCGCUGCUCCCUGCUGUAACAGGAUAGGAGUGUAUCUAGACUUCAGGGGUGGGAUUCUGUCUUUCUACAACAUUUCUGACACAAUGGUUUUACUCCACAAAGUCAAGACUUCAUUUACCCAGCCAGUGUAUCCAGGAUUUUGGGUGGGAUUGGGCUCUACUUUGAAGUUGGUCUCUAUUUAACUGU